UUUCCAGCCUCGGCUCUUCGCAGUUUCCUCUCCUUGUUUUGCUUUCGAUCUGGACUGUUCUCAGGCAAGCCGGGGAGUAACUUUUAGUUUUGCUCCUGCGAUUAUUCAACUGACGGGCUUUCAUUUCCAUUUCACACACCCUAGCAACACUUAAACCUUGCGGAAGUGUAUUGGUAGCGUGAAAAAGCACACUGAGAGAGGGGCAUCAUGCCGGUGGAAAGGAUGCGGAUGCGCCCGUGGCUGGAGGAACAGAUAAACUCAAAUACGAUACCAGGGCUGAAGUGGCUGAACAAAGAAAAGAAGAUUUUUCAGAUCCCCUGGAUGCAUGCAGCUAGACAUGGGUGGGAUGUGGAAAAAGAUGCACCACUCUUUAGAAAUUGGGCAAUCCAUACAGGAAAGCAUCAACCAGGAGUAGAUAAACCUGAUCCAAAAACAUGGAAGGCGAAUUUUCGAUGUGCCAUGAACUCCUUGCCUGAUAUCGAAGAAGUCAAAGAUAAAAGUAUAAAGAAAGGAAAUAACGCCUUCAGAGUGUACCGGAUGUUGCCCUUAUCUGAGAGGCCUUCUAAGAAAGGAAAGAAACCAAAGACAGAAAAAGAAGACAGAGUUAAGCACAUCAAGCAAGAACCAGUUGAGUCAUCUUUGGGGCUUAGUAAUGGAAUAAGUGAUCUUUCUCCCGAGUGUGCGUUCCUGACUUCAGCUAUAAAAAAUGAAGUGGAUAGUACGGUGAACAUCAUAGUUGUAGGACAGUCACAUCUGGACAGCAACAUUGAGGAUCAAGAGAUUGUCACUAAUCCGCCGGAUAUUUGCCAAGUUGUGGAGGUGACCACUGAGAGCGAUGAACAGCCGGUCAGCAUGAGUGAGCUCUACCCUCUGCAGAUUUCUCCUGUGUCUUCCUACGCAGAAAGCGAAACUACCGAUAGUGUGCCCAGUGAUGAAGAGAGCUCCGAGGGACGACCACACUGGCGGAAGAGGAACAUUGAAGGCAAACAGUACCUCAGCAACAUGGGGACACGAAGCACCUACCUGCUGCCCAGCAUGGCAACUUUCGUGACUUCCAACAAGCCAGAUCUCCAGGUCACCAUCAAAGAGGAGAGCUACCCACUGCCUUUCAGCAGCUCCUGGCCCCCUUACCCAGAUCACCCCCUCACUUCCUCCAUGACCCCAGCACCCAGCAGCAGUCGGCCAGACCGGGAGACCCGGGCCAGUGUCAUCAAGAAGACGUCAGAUAUCACCCAGGCCCGUGUCAAGAGCUGUUAAGCCUUUGACUUCCCCUGGUGAUUGUUGGGAUUUCUUGGCUUUGUUUUGUUGUUUGUUUGUAUUUUAUUUUUCUCUCUGACACCUAUUUUAGACAAAUCUAAGGGAAAAAGCCUUGACAAUAGAACAUUGAUUGCUGUGUCCAACUCCAGUACUGGAGCUUCUUUUUAACUCAGGACUCCAGCCCAUUGGUAGACGCGUAUCUCUAGAGCCUGCUGGAUCUCCCAGGGCUGCUCCCUCAAGUUCAAGGACGUCAUAGGACCAACAGCCACACGGGCAGUGAGGUGUGCUGCAUUGCCUGCGGUCAAGGCCAGCAUGGUGGAGUGGAUGCCUCAGAACGGCUGAGAAAAUGUGAACUAGCUGGAAUUUUUUAUUCUUGUGAAUAUGUACAUAGGGCAGUACUAGCGACGUUGCAGUCGGCUUCUGCACCUUAUCUUAAAGCACUUACAGAUAGACCUUGUGAUCUUGCUCUAUUUCACAGCACAUUCAGCAUCCCCCUUCCCUGCCCUUCAUCGUGCCUCCCACCUCCAUCUCCAUCCCAUCCCAUCCCAUCCCAUCCCAUCCCAUCCGAUCUCGUCCCAUCCCAUCCCAUCCAGUUCCUUUCAUCCUCUUCCUCCCUCAAAGGCUGUGUUCCACAUCCCUGAGGAGGAGGAGGAGGAGAAAAUGAACUUCUCCACAGAUGUCCCAUUUUAAGACUGCUUAAAAAAAAAAGAGAGAAAAUCUUUCUAAUCUGCUAUGCUUGAAUGCCACGCGGUACAAAGGAAAACUAUCAUGGAGAUCUUAUGCAAAUUCCCAGAUUUGAAGACAAAAAAAUAACUCUAAUUCUAACCAGAGCAAGCUUUUUUAUUUUUUAUACAGGGGAAUAUUUUAUUCAAGGUAAAAUUCUAAAGAAAAUAUAAUUGUUUUUUAUCUUUUCUACAGCAAAUUUAUAAUUUUAAGAUUCCUUUUCUUGUUUAUCAGCAGUUAUUACAUCCUUGUGGCACAUUUUUUUUUUAAUUUUGUAAAGGUGAAAAAGCUUUUAUGAGCUCAUGUAGCAAUCAGAUUAUCCUGUGGAUUGAUAAUAAAUGAAUAUGAUAUAUAGUUAAAUUUUUAA
Messenger RNA from Pteropus alecto (black flying fox), 2347 nucleotides. It is a transcript of the gene IRF2, whose product is annotated as interferon regulatory factor 2. Gene Ontology annotation, cellular component: nucleus. Bases 208 to 1257 code for a protein of 349 amino acids. Lineage: Eukaryota; Metazoa; Chordata; Mammalia; Chiroptera; Pteropodidae. Gene Ontology annotation, molecular function: DNA-binding transcription factor activity, RNA polymerase II-specific; RNA polymerase II cis-regulatory region sequence-specific DNA binding. Gene Ontology annotation, biological process: regulation of transcription by RNA polymerase II; immune system process. The transcript is spliced from 9 exons. The record is from RefSeq and is a predicted model, not a curated record.